UAAACGUAUCAUGUGAUUUGCUCCUGCUGGCAUUCUGCUGCUGAAGCUAUGUCAAAAUAAUACAGAUUGGGACCGGACGGUUUGAGACGAAACAUUACGCUUUAUCUGAGGAGUACUUGAGAAGAUGCAGAACGUGAUAAACACAGUGAAGGGAACGGCUCUCGGUGUGGCGGAGUUCCUCACGCCAGUCUUGAAGGAGUCAAAGUUCAAAGAGACUGGAGUCAUUACACCAGAGGAGGUGAGAACAUUUUGUUUGUUAGCAGCUGGAGAUCAUCUGGUUCACCACUGCCCCACAUGGAAAUGGGCCACUGGGGAAGAAGUUAAAGUGAAGCCAUAUUUGCCGCAGGAUAAACAGUUUCUACUGACACGCAAUGUUCCAUGUUACAAGCGCUGUAAACAGAUGGAGUACUCAGAUGAGCUGGAGGCAAUCAUAGAGGAGGAUGAUGGAGACGGGGGCUGGGUGGACACUUACCACAACUCAAGUGUGUUAGGAGUCACAGAUGCAGUUCGGGAAAUUUCACUGGAUAAUAAUAAGGACAAGAAUAUGAAUGCCACAUCUGCAGCGUGUUGUGAUGAUGACGACGAGGAUGAUGAGGAAGGAGAAGCAGCUGAUAUGGAAGAAUAUGAAGAAAGUGGCCUGUUGGAAACAGACGAGGCGACAUUGGACACCAGUAAAAUGGUUGAAACUAAAGCCAAAGCAGAGCCUGGCAGUGAAGACGCCAUCCUUCAGACUCGAACAUAUGACCUGUACAUCACUUAUGAUAAAUACUACCAGACCCCUCGACUCUGGCUCUUCGGAUAUGAUGAAGACAGACAGCCUCUGACGGUAGAACAGAUGUAUGAGGACAUCAGCCAGGACCACGUGAAGAAGACGGUCACCAUAGAGAACCACCCGCACCUGCCUCCCCCGGCCAUGUGUUCAGUCCACCCCUGCAGACAUGCUGAGGUGAUGAAAAAGAUCAUUGAGACGGUGGCGGAAGGAGGCGGAGAGUUGGGAGUGCAUAUGUAUCUGCUGAUUUUCCUAAAGUUCGUCCAGGCCGUCAUUCCGACAAUAGAAUACGACUACACGAGGCACUUCACCAUGUAGCUCCAACGGUGGAAUGAACCUGUGUGAAUACAACGUUUGCACCUGGUUAGGGAUCGCUGCUUCUACCUGUGUAUUCACAUUACAUCUGAUUACAGCUGGUUUGUGGAAUGUCUGUGUUAUUCUGAGACACUUUGCAUGGGUGCAGGACAUUAGGAAUGUUUGAGGCACAGAAUGACGUGAAGGGACAGUCUGACGUUUUAGGAAACAGGUUUGUUUUCAAUGAACGGAGUCAGAUAACGUGACUAUUAUCGCCUGUAAUGUUUUCAAGUUAAACUGUACAAAACAGAAAUAUACAAGCAACACAUUUGGAUGUAUUUGUAAGUGCUCAAGCUACAGACCAAGUGAUUUUUUUUCUUGCUUUGACUUGUAGUCUCUAUGCCAGGGGUGUCAAACUCAUUUUAGUUCAUUUCACAUUCAGCCCAAUAUGAUCUGAAGCGGGUCAGACCAGUAAAAUAAUUA
Sphaeramia orbicularis (orbiculate cardinalfish) is the source of this 1546-nucleotide messenger RNA. RefSeq names its product autophagy related 3 (gene atg3). The record is from RefSeq and is a predicted model, not a curated record. The transcript is spliced from 12 exons. The coding region runs from base 125 to 1087 and encodes 320 amino acids. Gene Ontology annotation, cellular component: phagophore assembly site; cytosol. Gene Ontology annotation, biological process: autophagy of mitochondrion; autophagosome assembly; nucleophagy. Gene Ontology annotation, molecular function: Atg8-family ligase activity. Lineage: Eukaryota; Metazoa; Chordata; Actinopteri; Kurtiformes; Apogonidae.